GGGAAAUUACCAGCACUAGUUUUUAUGCAAGGAGCUCUGUCAAGCAACAACACGGAACGUACCAGUGCAGCACAAGUAGUCAACGUUACUGCUAUUUUUUGUCAAAAAAUAAGAAAACAGCAAUGGAGUCUUAUAUCAAGUGCGUGGAAAAGUCAAUCGACAACGAAGAAAACCAACUGAGAGAACUCGGCCAAGAAAUCUGGCGUAAUCCAGAGUUAGGCCGGCAAGAAUUCCACGCUCAUACGCUGUUGACAUCGUUCCUUCGUGAGCGAGGUUUCGAGGUGGAAGAACAGUUCUUAGCCCCCACGGGUUUCAGGGCGUCGUUCGGUGCUUCGGACCAGGAGUCCGGGAAACUUCACGUCUGUUUUCUCUGUGAAUAUGACGCCCUACCCGAGCUGGGACAUGCCUCUGGUAGAAAUCUCAUCGCGGAGGCGACUGUGGCAGCCGCCCUCGGAAUCAAGGCAGUGAUUGAGACGAACAGCAAUGGCAAAAGGCUCGGAAAGGUGACCGUCCUCGGCUGCCCAGACCAGGAAGGCAACGGCACCAAGAUUGACGCCAUCAACCAGGACUUCUUCAAGGAUGUCGACCUGGCGCUGACAGUAACGCCUUACAGCGCCAACAUCAGCAAGCCAAUAAUGCUGACCAUCAUGAGAGUCACACUGUUGUACCAGGGGAAAGCAGCCCAUGCUUCUGCACAGCCCUGGGAAGGACGUAACGCCCUGGACGCCGCUGUACUCUGCUAUAACAACAUAUCGGUCCUCAGACAGCAGUUGAAACCCUUCAUGCAAAUCCAUGGUGUGAUCAGCAGUGGAGGCGUUAAACCAAACAUCAUCCCCGAGAAGACAGAGAUGAAGUUCUACCUGCGAGCAAGAGACCACCUUGACAUGGCCUUCCUCCAGCAACGAGCCAACGCAGCGUUUGUCGCUGCCGCCAAGGCCACCCAAUGCGAGAUCGAGUUCAGCUUCACCGACCACCCCUACUCGAAUCUCCUCUCCAACAACACACUGGCAGAAAUCUACGAGAGACAAGCCAAGAGCCAAGGGAUAAAGUUCACCACAGACUGCGACAAACUCAGCACCCCCGUCGGAUCUUCAGAUGCGGGGAACGUCUCGCACGUCGUGCCGUGCAUCGCCCCCGCCUUUGACAUUGAGGGCGGUGUUGUGAACCACACCACUGAGUUCACGGAAGCGGCGGGUGAGGUCGCUGCACAUUGCAGCACGGUGAGAGUGGCUAAGGCACUUGCCAUGACGGCCGUUGAAGCCAUGCAGGAUGUAUCAGUGAUGAACAAAGUGAAGCAGGACUUUAUGGCUGUUGAGGGUGGAUCGGUUGGGCUCACCAGUUGGCAGUGAGCAAACAGUCGCAAUCGCAAAGAUCCUGAAACACUUUUGGGUUUUUUUGGUAAACAAAAGAACAGGAGGAGAAAGUUGUAAAACCCUCCUACAGAUGUUGUGGUGAAUGGAAUCCCAAAGCAGAUUCAUGAAAAAAAGUUUGUGUUCCAGCCAUAGAGUUAUAUAUAAGAACUAGAGGGCGCAUGAGUGAUACUUCGUGCACAAA
Asterias rubens (European starfish) is the source of this 1554-nucleotide messenger RNA. Its product is annotated as peptidase M20 domain-containing protein 2-like. The record is from RefSeq and is a predicted model, not a curated record. The transcript is spliced from 3 exons. Bases 123 to 1349 code for a protein of 408 amino acids. NCBI's taxonomy places the organism in Eukaryota, Metazoa, Echinodermata, Asteroidea, Forcipulatida, Asteriidae. Gene Ontology annotation, molecular function: dipeptidase activity.